GUUUUUGAUUUAUUUGUUCAAACGUAACAAGCCUUUUCUAUUCUUUUUAUAAAUAUUUGCAGGCAAGGACCGAAAGCGAGUAAGUCCAUUAAUAAGAAUAAUAUGUUUCCUGUCUCAAUAGCUGAAUUCAAAAAGUACACAUAUUAUAAAGAAGUGCUACUUCAAAUUUUGAAAGAAAAAGCCAAAGGCGAUGAAGAACUUUUUGCAAAAUUACGGAGAAAUAAAUUGGUUUGGAAGAAAGCGCUGCGAUUGUAUUACACGAAUUUCUUUUUUAAACCAUCGAUACGUAAAAAAUACACUUUACGUUUGAAAGAAAUGCCGCAAAGUUUGAAGGCAAAAUUUUUAGAAAUACCUGCAAAAUCAACAACAGUGAAGGAAAAAAAAAAAUGUGAUAAAAACCAUUUAAAAAGUGAUAGAGAAUCAAAUUACACCUAUUUCGAUAGCUAUAAGCCAUUAUCUGAUGAAUUUUUAUUAAUGUACAUAUCAAAAAAAGUGUCUGAUGUUAAUAAGCAUCCAGAAAUUUUAAAACGUAUAAAGGAAAAUAAACAACCACAUAAAAGACAGUCGGGAAUAGAAAUAAUAUCAAUAGAAACGAUUGUGCCACCAAAUAUUGAAAAUGAAAUAACAUUGGAUGAACAAUCGCCAGUCAUACCUGAAGAAAACAUGGAAAUAUUCAAUAAGUUGUUCGAUCCAAUUCCUUUGAAAUGUACUUUAUCCUAUGUACUUCGUUUUUCUUUUGGUCCAAAACAAUCUGUUCUGCGCACAUUGAUGCAUAUAUCGUUCGAAGAUUUCUGCAAGUUCACAAAUAUUUAUCAAUUGUCUAAUAUUUAUAAUGAUAAACUAAAACUAUUCAAAAUUUAUGAAUCCACGAUUAAAAAAGACAUAUGGCCGUUUAAUUUAUAUAUGCGCAUAAGUGAUAUUUUCCUUUAUUUACUGUUAAAUGAUGUAAAGCUUGAUUUAAGUGAUUUACAACAUAUAUCACCAAAGUUUUUACAUUGGAAUGAUCUUGCAGUGAAUACUGAUUUUAAUGAAAUUGUAAAAGAAGAUUAUUUUAAUAUGAAUGGAGAGCGCAUUGAUGGUGAUGAACAGCUACAAAUUUCUCGUGAAAGUUUUUAUACUCGUUGCUGGAAUGAGGACGAUUGGAUAUGGCGAAUACCCAAAAUAACUAAUAAUUCGAUCCAAGAGAAAAUUAAUGUUACUAAAGCAUUAUCUGAUGAAGAUGCAGAACAGUUGACUGUUGAGAAAAAAAAUGUAAAGGACUCAUAUAUAUCACUGGAAAAGUAUCUAAAUGAAAAUUCGGAAUGUCAUAAUCACACAGAACUGGUUGAAACGUCUUCCAGUAUCACAAAUCGUUCCUUAAAAAUUGCAGUUCAAAGUACCAAUAACGAUGGAGCAUGUAGUGUUGAUGUUUUGCUUUCAUCACAGACUCAACCUCAGGAAGACCCAGUCUGUAUGUCAUACAAAGCAAAUACAUCAAAUCCUAAUAACACAGAAGAACCAUCCGAAUCAAAUAAUUCUAUAAUUAUAAGUGAUGAAAAUGAUCAGGGGGACUGUCAUUUAUUUGAAGAAACUGCGAUUGAUUCAGUAGAAACCGGUGGUGAUCAAUUGUUAUCAGAACGCAUACCUUCUGAAAAUAUUAAUAAUACAGAAAUCAUAAAAGAUAUUAAAGAAGAACCAGAUCUUAGUUUAGACUUAAAUGAUGACAGUGUUCAGAUAAUCGAGGACGCUUCGAUUAGUUUAAUAGUAAUUGAUUCUGAUGAAUCGUCAUCUGAGUUACAGCCUUCUGAGCCUUCUGAUUGUAUUACACCGCAACAGACUGGUAUAUCAUCCCAAAUAAUUAAAAAUGAAAUAGAAGCAAUUUGCGAAGUGCCUAAAACUGAUAGUGACUUAAAUGAAACUUUAAUUAUGACAGGAGAGAAUAAUAAUCUUAAAAUGGUAAUUAUACCUCACGAAGCUAUUUCAAAUUUAUUGGCAAAUUCUGAAAGUGAUAUUUUUGACUUACCGAAAUCUUCAACUGACAAUGCAAACCAAAUAACUGAAACUGAAAUAAUACGAAAGCGGAAACAAAAUACUUAUUUCAGUAGUAGAAACAAAAAGUUAAAAACGAAUAAAAUUACUGAUAUUGUUCCGCAGCUUACUCAUGAAUUUCGCGCUCUGCCAAUGCAAAUUAUUACAAAAAGUACAGAAAGCGAAAACAUUGAACCAUCAGUAAGUGGGACCUCAAAUCCAUCACAAAGCAAAUCAGUGUCCGAAGCAUUAUGUGUAGAUGCUACAGUUUUUAACGACACACAAUUACUAAGAGCAGUUGAUCAACAACACUACAAUCUUGUUCCAACCCAGAUGUCGGAUAAAAUGAAUAAAAACGUGGCUAUAAAUAGCAAUGCAGAUAUUGCAUCACAUAUGAGUAGUAAAAACGCGACAGCGCUACCUAGUGUUUCAAGUUCUAACACUAACCAAAGCAAUAAAAAUAAGAGUAAGGUAAAUGAGCCUGAAUUACAACACACCUUAUAUUACUUUGAAUUGUGUCAAUUUCAUUUCAUCCUGAACUCAACUGCAAGACAUAUUGCCAAAUAUAAAUUACGUAGCUAUGAUGUAGGUCAAAACAUUGUAGAAGCUAUAAUAUGUCGGGAGUUUAGAACAAAAUUAUACGGCGACGUUUUAAAUGGUAUUUUCUCACAUACUGAACCAAAUAUUUUACAAGAUGUACGUAAAGUAUUGCAUGAUCUUAAAGAGUACCAUUUUCUUAUCAACGAUUACGAGUCAAUUAAUAAUAAGGACCUCCGCGCUAGAAUACUAUUUUACUUUAUGUACUCAAAGCUCUCUUUCUGUUACUGUCGGUUAGUUUAUGAGACACAAUCACACGAAAAUGCACUGUGUAUUUCAAUGCAAGCAUAUGAAAGCGCUAGGACUCAAUCAGCAGAUUCUAGAAACUAUUGUCUUUUAGAAGCCAUCAAACCCUCUAUACAAGAAAAAUUAAAAAAGCUAAAACAAGAAUCCUUUCAAAUAGAAUCUCGAAACUAGUUCAAAAGAAUGAAAGUACUUUAUUGUGCAAACAAAUAAAAAAUUUGUGAAAGAUUUUUGAGGAACCAUUGGUGUUGUCCCAAAACGGAAACAUGUAGUACAAUAAAGGUCGUUUAUAUUACCUGCUCUACACUAUCAGUGUUCAACCAAUCUAGCUAUUAAUAAUAAAUUAGAACAAAUUUAUAUGAAGCUUAUAAACUAAAAAUAACAAUAUUUGUGACAUAUUUUAGAGCAUGUGAGAAAUGAAAAUGCUGUUUUAAAUCAUAUUGGUGACAUAUAUACCUAGUACCUACAAUUUUUAAAGAAUUUGUAUUAUUUGAAAUAUGAUAAUUUCUAUUAAAAAAUAUGAUUUCCUUAAGUAUGUGUUAUAAAUUUAAGAUUUUUUUAU
This is a messenger RNA of Teleopsis dalmanni, 3409 nucleotides long. Its product is annotated as protein telomere ends associated-like. The record is from RefSeq and is a predicted model, not a curated record. Bases 103 to 3021 code for a protein of 972 amino acids. Lineage: Eukaryota; Metazoa; Arthropoda; Insecta; Diptera; Diopsidae. The transcript is spliced from 8 exons.